GCAAAACCCCGAUUUCCCACUGGUGUCUCACCACCGCCGCGUUUUUUCCGCCUUUCUAUUUGCCUACCGGGGGACCAUGAGCGAAAAACUGUGGACCGAGGAGCAGUUCAACUGCCCCGUGUGUCUGGAUCUCCCAAACGAUCCAGUCACCAUCCCGUGCGGGCACAGCUACUGCAUGGCCUGCAUCAAAGACUACUGGAGCAAAGACGAUCCCAACGGCGUCUACAGUUGCCCCCAGUGCCGUCAGACUUUCUGCCCUCGGCCCUCGCUUUCCAGAAACACCAUGCUGGCCGAAGCGGUGGACCAGCUCCGCAAAGGAAUCCCCAGAUCGGUGGUCUCUCGGAGCAUCAAAUUGAAAUCCCAAAAGAGACUCCCCUCUUCGGCCGUGCUGUGCGAUUUGUGCCAAGGAGAGCAGAAGGCGGCGGUCAAGACCUGCCUGGUGUGUAUGAGUUCCUACUGCGAGAACCACCUGAAACCUCACCAGACCACCAAGGCCUUAAAAGAACACGAGUUGAUCGUGCCGACGGCCAACUUGGCCGACAAGAUCUGCACCCAACACAAGUACCUGCAGGAGUUCUUCUGUCGCCAGUGUAAGGUCUUCAUCUGUUGGCUGUGCACGAGCAACCAGCACAAAGGUCACGAGAGCGUCUCCACUAAGGCCGAACGCACGGACAAAGAGAAAGGGCUUUCCGAAAUGCAGGCGGAAAAUCAGAGGCGACUCAAAGAUAGACAGCAGGAGUUGAAGGACAUGAAGAAAAUGAUGGACGGGAUGAAGCGCUCAGCCGAUCGCGUUCACAGCGACUCCGAGAAGGUGCUGUUGGAUCUCCAGCACUCGGUGGAGAGACUCCAGGAACUGUUGGAGGAGAUGCUGGAUGAGGUCGGCCGGGAGAAGAUGGAGCAGGCCCGGGAGGUGACUGAGAACCUGGAGGCAGAGAUCAAGGAGCUACAGAGGAGGGAGACUCAGAUGAAGGACCUGGCUCAAAGCGAGGACCACAUCUACUACCUGCAGAUGUAUGAAACCAUCUGCGGUCCGCUUGAGUCAGGAGACCUUCCGGCUGUGCACGUCAACCAUGAUGCUUCUUUUGAACCUGUGCGGGAUGCCAUCCUCGACCUACGGGAGCGAGUGGAGGACUUGUGCAACCUGGAACUGGACAAGAUCACCAAAAAAGUCAAUGAGACAACGUUAUUCACGCUGGGUGCUGCCAAUCGCAAUCAGAGAGGUGGCCUCUUCAAAUUAUUUUCUGCUCUGGGAUCGCGCAACUCAAACCCAAACAACCGAUCGUCAGGCUCAACAUCAAGUCUCUCAGUUACAUCGCGAGGUACCGACAGACGAGGACUGGGCUUUCGAGGUCAAGAUGUGCGCAGCAGAGACUCGUCACGAGAGGUCGCACAGAGGUCACCCAGGCCUUGGGACAGGCGGCGGCGAGAUGAAAGAGAGUCAAGUACAGCACGGGAGACCAACCCCAGACCAAGCCCGACCCCCAGCCCAACCCCAAGCAGGAGAGAAUCCCCGUCUCUGUGGAGCAGGUCCAGUCAGAGUCCGCAGAGUGUCCCUUCGACUCCCACUCUUGCUCCUGUGCCAGCAUCCACUGGAGCUUCUCGUCGCAUGUCGUCGAUCAGCAGCAUUUUCCGGUCCCGUCGUGGCAACACACCUGCAGCGCCCGCGCCGCUUGCAGGGGGACUGUCGACGGUGUCGGAAUCACCAGUGGAAGUUAACCCCGGUCUGUUCUUGGACUCACCCACCCCCGUUGUCAACCAUCACCAGCCUGCUUUCCCUGCACUAAGAGAAAUCAGCCUUGACAGCAUCCAGGCUCCGGAACCGAGGGCAAGAGAGGACUUACUGCAAUAUUCUGUCAACUUCACCCUUGAUCCAAACAGCGCCCACCGUCGCCUGCUUCUCUCCGAGGGCAACACCAAAGCGACCCUGCAAGGAGAAAUGGUGCCCUAUGCGGACACCCCUCAACGUUUCGACGCCUGGACCCAAGUGAUGUGCGGAACCCCGCUGCAUUCCCAACGUUCCUACUGGGAGGUGGAUUGGCGAGGCAAAGGUUCGUCGGUGGGCGUGGCCUACGGCUCGCUGAGCAGGAAGGGCUCCGACGCCAGGGCGGGACUCGGCUACAACGCCCAGUCGUGGACGCUGGAGCUCUCCGACUCUUGUUGCUCCGCGCUGCACGACAACCAGAAGCGGGACAUCCCCGUCACUUACUCCCCCCGUUUGGGCAUCUUUGUGGAUUUGACCGCGGGAACGUUAUCGUUCUACGGCGUGGCCGAGAGCUUGACGCCCCUCCACACGUUCCGGGCAAACUUUACCCAGCCCCUCUAUGCUGUCUUUGGGGUGGGGAGUGGGCUCGGAGUGGGUUUGGAUUUCGCACGUGGACAGUUCAGUUCCACCUCUGACAGCAUCAAGCUGUGUCCCAUGUGAGAUUUUUUUUAAAUUUGCUCUUCAUUAUUGGAUCUUUAAUUAAACACACUUUCAACUAUU
Molecule: messenger RNA, 2482 nt
Organism: Hippocampus zosterae (dwarf seahorse)
Lineage: Eukaryota; Metazoa; Chordata; Actinopteri; Syngnathiformes; Syngnathidae
Gene: trim25l
Product: tripartite motif containing 25, like
Exons: 16
Coding region: 77-2422 (781 amino acids)
Molecular function (GO): protein binding; zinc ion binding
Source: RefSeq, a predicted model, not a curated record